GCGCCGUAAAACACUCACCAAAAAAAGAAAAAAAAAGACAGGUUGUUUCGAUCCUUCAGGCUUCAGCGUUAACUUGGGCUGUGUGGGGGGGGAUACUAUAUUUGACAACUAUUAGUCAUUCAACAGAAUAUCUUCUACAAGUCGGAUCCAAACUCAUUUCUUUAGCAUUACUCUACUAUUUCAUUAUAUGAAUAUGAACCGAUCAAUAUUGAUCUUCUCGAAAUUGUGUUUCUACCAUACACGAGACCGUUCACGAAACUGCUUAAUCAUAAUUACUUAAGCCGAUAAAAAAAAAUAGCGAGUCAUAAAAUUAGCGAAGUUGGUACGCUUCUCUCCCCUUACAAAGCUCUUUAUAAUGAAAGUCUUAAUCUGUCUUAAAAAGACGAACGGUUCUGGAAUGGGUUCAUUCUGUUCCUGACGAUUUUGUACUGGGAUUUCAAUAUUUUUAAAAACCCAUUUGCCAAUUUAUAAAAAUCUAAUGCAACAUUUUUUUAACUACUAUGGAAUGGGCUAGGUCAUAACUGAAGCACUUACAUUCAAAAUAUGAAAAGUCUGACAUAUUAAAGGAAGUUGCCAUUUUGAUUAUCUACACUGUUCAAGAAUAAAGAUUAUCCUGUUCCAGAAUCACACCAAAUGGAACAUUGUUGUAGCAACGACUGCAUUCGCUUCUUCCGGUGUUCAAACUGCAGCCUCCUAUCAAGGGGCUUAGCCUAUCUUUAGUAUUUUGAUAAAACUUAACAGAAACCUGCCAAGAUGUCUGAUAUUAUAUCUACUGUACUGUCCUUCGAGGCUGCUUGUGUGGAGCUUUCUCUUGAAAAACCACAGUACAUGGCCAACAUGUUUGAACGAGAAAAAGAGAACAAUGUACUUCGUCAACAGAGCAACGAAGAGUUCCAAGAGUCCAUGCACCUGUACCUGGCCGGCGACCACCCUCAGUUGACCACGGCCAGGAUCACCGAUGUGGAGUGCGCCAUUUUGUACAAGACGCUGGAGUACAACCAGUUCGUGCGCAGCAUCGACCUCCGCUACAACAACAUCACCGACCAGGGCUGUAACGCUCUAGGCAAACUUCUCAGUACAAACAAAUUCAUCGAAGAACUCAAUGUCAUGUGCAAUGACUUUGGGGCAGAGGGAGCUGCUGCACUGGCUAAAUCUUUGUUUAACAACACUACUUUGAAAGUCCUGAGGUUGAAUGGAAACAAAAUUGGCAAUGCGGGUGGCAUGGCCUUUGCUCAAAUGCUACAGAUCAACACAACCCUGAAAAGUCUCGACAUUGGGGAUGCUGAUCUGACGAUUGAGUGUCUGAUUGCUCUGGCUACAGUUUUGAGAGAAAACAACACUUUGGAAGCACUCAACGUGAACCGGCCACUGUUGUGGACAGUCCAAGAGGAACCCACUGAUCACUUCACUCGCAUGAUCAAGGUUAACAAAGGCCUGAAGGAACUGCACAUGCAGAAAUUCAACAUGCGAGACUUUGGAGCUUGUCGCUUUGCUGAGAACCUCAUGCACAACUUUACACUGACGUAUCUCAAUCUCAACUGCAACCGCAUCACCCGAGAUGGGAUGAAGGAGCUAGCCAAGGUGCUCAAGCUCAACACGGGGCUCAAAUGCCUGGACCUGGGCUACAACCGGCUAGAGGAUGAUGGAGCUAUCUCAUUGGCCGAGGCCAUCGGCACUUACAAUACAACACUUGAGUGUUUGAACAUCGUAUACAACAACAUUGGCCCUAAGGGACUCUGUGCCAUUGCUGAAGCUCUCAACUUUAACUCAGCCCUGACCUCUCUCUACAUCUGGGGAAAUCACUUUGACGAUGCAGUAAACAUGGCUUUUUCAACCCACCUCCACUCUGAGCGCCUGCAGGAGCAGAACUGUGACAUCGGGUCGUACGUCGUCGACGGCAAAGUCUACCUCAACCAAACAGGCUUCCUUAUCCGGCGGCACUACUACUACGCGCCCAUAUUUGGUGAUGAUGUCCCAGAGUGGCAGAUACGUGGGGAGCAGGUGCGGAGAGCGGACCAUACUGUGCCCAUUGUACACCAUGAGAACGAUCCGCUCGUUUUGAAAUCCUAAUUGGCAUAAUUUACAGGAAAGAUGAAUAAUUAGGCUACAUACUGUUGGGAACAAGCUGUAGAGGCAAUGUGAAAGUAAUAUAGUGGAUUCCGUUUAAAUAAAAUGUGGUUAAUCUGAUAACUGUGGUAAACUGAACAAAAAUAUAAUCCCUGAUUUUCUUUUCAUCUACUAUUGGAGCAACUUCUCUAAACUGUAAACCCAGCUAAACCAUAGAAAAUCAGACGGUCCCACAGGUUUUAGUUUGAGUGGAUUCCUUUGUAUAUGUUUGUGAUCAAAGGUUUUACGAAUCACACAACGCAUACACCACUCCUCCUGACGAAAUACUAGCCUUUACUACUUAUGAGCAAUUACCGGUAUAUCAAUAUUGCCAUCAAUGCUGAUAAAGAUGUUUCGUUUUAUUUCUCAAAUAGAGUUUCUAUUAGAAUCCCCUACCUUUUCUCUCACUCUUUGUACCUGGGAUACAUCACUCUCUAAAAAUUGCAUCCUUUGUGCGUUUUUAAAUAAAAAAUUGCCAUAGACAUGUUAAGGACGUGUAAUGUCAUGUCUCUAAUGGAGGAGUGAGCCAUCUUGCAGUACAUUUUUUGGUAUGACUGAAGGUUGAAAUAUUCUUGUUCCUAGUACUAGUAGUCCCUACGUAAAACGAAGGGCAGUCAAGUGGAUCCUCAAUACAGCUUGGACUGGUGUAGGGAGGAAGUAGUACAGGUGGCUUGGGGAUUUGGAGGGGGGGGGGGAGCAACAGACUGACCACUGUAGAUGGUCAGCAUUUUGAUCCAAAUGGGGGAUUGAUUGAUACAAUCAUAACAACUGCCCUUUCCAGGACUGGUCAGUCAGUCCCUUAGCACUUUGUCAUAACAUCUCGCCAAUUGGCGAUGCUUACUGUCCUGUUUCUUUGGGUUUCCCCCAAAAUGCCUUUGCCUUUAAUGGCAAGGGUUUUUACUAUAAGAGCCUUGUGAUAGCAAAGUGUUAAACCAUGACAAGAACACUCAACUUUCUUUCAAGCAAUGUCUAUUUCUUAUUGUUUAGAACAGGCAUGGGCAAGCGUAGCUAUUUUGUGGGAUGGAUUCUAAAUAUUUUGUGUGCUGAUGCAGGAGAAUACUGGAUGAAAUCGAUUGAAAUACUUAUGCUCUCAAAAGUGAGACUAAUAUUAGAACAUUAGCAUGUCACUCACGGGCAUUUCAUAAGAUAGAAUAUUAGGUCUAUUGCUUCCAGCUGGACUGGGAACUAUUGAUUAAAAUUAAAAUUUUUGGGGUGAAUAAAUCUAUUUCUACCUUUUUGCUUGCCACAUUCACUGUUGGUAUUAAUUACUAGUUUGACUCGUUGGCUGGACUGAAAUUGCGCUCUAGCUGAAUAUGGUCUGAGGGCUGUUGUUGUAGUUUGCCCAUUCCUGGUUUAGAAAUUCCAAAUGAUCAGAGCAGCCCAAAUGAAUUAAGAAAAAUAAGAAUAAAUCACAGAGCACAGCAUGACAUCUCAUCUUCACAGCUCUCUUGCGAGUAGUUAUCGUGGCUUUCCACCAUCGAGGUGAGAAACUGACCCUACUCUACUCUACUGGACCUUUCGUCUUUAAUGAUGUAACUUGAAGACUCUCGAAGAAAUCUGAGCACUAUGGAAUCACUGAUAUUCAUUCUAUGAUGACAUCUGACAGUGUAAGAUAGUACUUGUAACUUGCAAUGCAGCAUCAGACUUUGAGCAUAGAUCCGUAAACUUAUCUCAUUGAGCCUUUUGUUUUUGUAGAUGGAAAGGAUAAGAUUCACAUAACAUUUUAUGUUUUUUUAUCUUUCUGAAUUCAUUCAAUUCAAGUGCUUGCCUCGAAAUCAGACAAAGACUUCAAUUGUAUAGCCUAUAAUCACUGUCCUUGCUAAGAUAGAUGCAGGCCUUUUUUUAGAAAGCUCUGUGUUUGAAAUCGUUCCCCUAGACUUUGAUUGUAUAUGGAAUCUUUAGUAUAGGAUUAGGAGAAUUUAAGAUUUCAAAACUGAUCUCUAUGAUAGGGGAAAAAAAGUCAAUGAAUACAAAGUGUAUGUUGUAUGCGGGCAGGAGAACAACAGUACCCCCAUAAACAUGUAAAUAUAAUACGGAUAAUAUUAUCUUGGUGUGAUAUGUGCAGCUUAUUUCUUACAUAUUGUAAAGAAAAACCAGUGUAUGGAUUUGUGAAUCACAAUUUUGGGGGCAGCAAAAGUACAAGAAGUCGUCCUUGUGUUGCCUGUAUGAAUGUGGUGAAAGUGUGAAUAUUGGAAUGUACAGUUUGAAUGAAUUUAUUAAAAAAAUGGAACUUGU
Messenger RNA from Aplysia californica (California sea hare), 4341 nucleotides. RefSeq names its product leucine-rich repeat-containing protein 34. The coding region runs from base 754 to 2070 and encodes 438 amino acids. Gene Ontology annotation, molecular function: protein binding. The transcript has 11 exons. The record is from RefSeq and is a predicted model, not a curated record. Lineage: Eukaryota; Metazoa; Mollusca; Gastropoda; Aplysiida; Aplysiidae.